Molecule: messenger RNA, 585 nt
Organism: Trichophyton rubrum CBS 118892
Lineage: Eukaryota; Fungi; Ascomycota; Eurotiomycetes; Onygenales; Arthrodermataceae
Product: golgi apparatus membrane protein TVP23
Exons: 4
Coding region: 1-585 (194 amino acids)
Biological process (GO): protein secretion; vesicle-mediated transport
Cellular component (GO): Golgi membrane
Source: RefSeq, a predicted model, not a curated record
AUGGAACAGGCUCAGACACAGGCUCAGCCGAUGCCAGGCGACCUUAACUGGCGCCUGAGUGCUCACCCGCUCACUUUACUCUUCUUUCUCGGAUUCAGAAUAGGUAGCUUGCUCAUGUACUUAUUCGGAGUCCUUUUCAUCAAAAACUUCAUCCUCGUCUUCAUCAUCACCCUCCUCCUACUCUCUGCCGAUUUCUAUUACCUGAAGAACAUUGCUGGCCGUCGACUAGUGGGGCUACGGUGGUGGAACGAAGUCAACAUGCAGACCGGUGAAUCGCACUGGGUGUUUGAGAGCUCAGACCCGAAUACCCGUGUCAUCAGCGCUACGGACAAGCGAUUUUUCUGGCUGGGACUCUACAGCACUCCGGCACUGUGGAUUGGACUGGCUGUCCUGGCCAUUAUCCGGCUGCAGAGUGUGAUCUGGCUUAGUCUUGUCGCAAUUGCUCUUAUUCUCACCAUUACCAAUACCUUGGCAUUCUCAAGAUGUGAUAGGUUCAGCCAGGCUUCUUCGUUUGCCUCGAAUGCCCUUUCUGGCGGUAUUGCCGGGAACUUUGCAACGGGGAUGUUUGGACGAAUUUUCAGAUAA